AUGAAGUCUCUGGUGUUGUUGGGUUUGACCACCCUACUGGUCUUGAGUUCAGCGGCCGAACAGAAGCAGCAGGCGGCGGCCGAAGAAGCGAAACCAGCGGAGCAGGGUGAAAAGCGCCAUGACAAGCGUGGUCUAUUCGAGCACGACUUUGGCGGACAUGACUUCAGUGGACAUCAUUUCGAAUCGUACGGUCAUGGACACCACCAUGUAGAUUUCCACCCACAUCACGAGAAAACGCUGACCGUCGUCAAGAAGGUCCCGGUCCCAUACCCAGUGGAAAAGCACAUCCCAGUGCCAGUGGAGAAACACAUCCCCGUCCCGGUGAAGGUUGGAGUGCCGAAGCCUUACCCAGUGUACAAGACCGUCCACUACCCAGUCAAGGAGAUCGUCAAGGUGCCCGUGCACGUUCCGGCUCCGUACCCGGUGGAGAAGAAGGUCCCAUACCCAGUCCAUGUACCGUACGAUCGUCCCGUCCCGGUGAAGGUGUACGUGCCCGCUCCUUACCCAGUGGAGAAGAAGGUCCCAGUCCCGGUGAAGGUCCAUGUCCCGGCUCCUUACCCAGUGGAGAAGAAGAUCCAUGUCCCGGUCAAGGUUCCGGUCCAUGUUGAGAAGCCGUACCCGGUUGAGAAGAUCGUCCACUACCCGGUCCAUGUUCCAGUCGAUCGCCCAGUGCCGGUCCAUGUCGAGAAGCCAGUGCCAGUCCCGGUGGAGAAGCCAGUGCCGUAUGAGGUCAUCAAGAAGGUCCCAUACCCAGUGCAUGUCCCGUACGAUCGUCCCGUUCCGGUGCAUGUCGAGAAGCCAGUGCCAGUCCCGGUGAAGGUCCCAGUCCCACAGCCCUACCCAGUGUACAAGCACAUCCCGUACCCAGUGGAGAAGCACGUCCCAUACCCCGUGAAGGUCCCGGUCGAGCGUCCGGUGCCCUACACCGUGGAGAAGCACGUCCCUUAUGAGGUCGAGAAGCCAGUGCCGUACCCGGUCAAGGUCCCGGUCCAUGUCCCAGUGCACCAUCAUCACGAGGAGUACCACCACGAUCAUGUUGAGCUUGACCUGCACCAUCACCAUCACUAG
Anopheles marshallii is the source of this 1068-nucleotide messenger RNA. RefSeq names its product skin secretory protein xP2-like. NCBI's taxonomy places the organism in Eukaryota, Metazoa, Arthropoda, Insecta, Diptera, Culicidae. The coding region runs from base 1 to 1068 and encodes 355 amino acids. The record is from RefSeq and is a predicted model, not a curated record. The transcript is spliced from 2 exons.